Molecule: messenger RNA, 1878 nt
Organism: Exophiala mesophila
Lineage: Eukaryota; Fungi; Ascomycota; Eurotiomycetes; Chaetothyriales; Herpotrichiellaceae
Exons: 4
Coding region: 1-1878 (625 amino acids)
Biological process (GO): secondary metabolite biosynthetic process
Molecular function (GO): oxidoreductase activity, acting on CH-OH group of donors; flavin adenine dinucleotide binding
Source: RefSeq, a predicted model, not a curated record
AUGGCCAACCGCAUUCUUUCCCUUGGCCUCCUCAUUACACAGCUGGGCACAAGUUAUGCCUUCCCAGCACCUCACCAAGGUGUACCACGCUCGCUCCCCGAAAGGCUUCUUGGUUCGUCCUUUGGUAUCCCCGGGGACAGAACAAUUGACUAUGUCAUCGUUGGUGGUGGCACAGCAGGGCUAGCUGUUGCGGCCCGCCUGGCCGAAAACACCGACUCCCAGAUCGCCGUCAUUGAAGCCGGCAGUUUCUAUGAGAUUGGUAACUCCAACAUCAGCCAGAUCCCGGCCUACUGUGCCGUGGGCACCGGCAAGACAAUGGAAGGUAUCAAUCCUUUCAAUGACUGGGGAUUUGAAACCACCCCUCAAGCGGGACUCACCAACGAGACUGCCCACUAUACGCGUGGCAAAUGUCUGGGAGGUAGCUCCGCUAGAAAUUACCUGACAUACCAACGGUCCAACGCUGGUGCGUAUGAUCUCUGGGCCGAGAGGGUUGGAGAUGACAGCUAUGCAUGGGAAAACUUCCUGCCUUAUUUCGAAAAGAGCAUUUCAUUCACGCCCCCUGACUCGCAAAAUCGUCCAGCCAACGCGACUCCGGGCUACGAUCUCUCAACUUUGAGCAAUGGCAAAGGUCCUCUUUCAUUGACCUAUGCGAGAUAUGCCCACGCAUUCUCGAGCUGGGCCCAGGUCGCCCUUCAAACUUUGGGCAUCAAUCCGAUCAAUGGCUUCAACAGUGGCAACUUGAUUGGUUCGGCCAACCAGCUGUUCACCCUUGACCCCAAGGACAUGGUACGAGAUUCUUCAGAGACCAGUUUCUUGCGCAAGAUUGGCUUGCCACAGACCAACCUGAUUGUCUAUCAAUCGAUGAUGGCCACAAGAAUCCUCUUUGACGACAACAGGAAUGCCGUUGGAGUGGCGGUUAACGGCGAGGGCGUGGAAUUUGUUCUCUCUGCCCGUCAAGAAGUCAUCCUGUCCGCUGGAGCGUUCCAAUCCCCUCAAUUGUUGAUGGUCUCUGGAGUCGGUCCAGCUGAGACACUCCAGCGACACAACAUCCCAGUUAUUGCUGACCGCCCAGGUGUGGGCCAGAACAUGGAAGACCACGUCCUUGGUGGACCAUCCUUCCGUGUCAAUGUGGUCACGGCAUCCAGCCUGAACGACCCCGCCUUCUUAGAAGGAAUCACUGAGCAGUAUCUUAUGAACCGGACCGGGUUCCUCACUGCAGGAAUCGAUGACAUGCUUGCAUUUGAACGGUUACCAGCCGAUAUCAUUAGCAGCCUGGACCAAUCCACACAAGCAGACCUGGCUACACUGCCCAAUGACUGGCCUCAGGUCGAAUACUUGCCUGCGAGCGCAUACUUUGGAUACCAGAACAACGCAUCUGAAGCACCAACAGACGGGUACAACUAUGCGACAAUGGCGGUAGCACCACAGGUGAUAUUCUCGCGAGGGAGCGUCGACAUCCAAUCUGGCGAUGUGAUGGACGCGCCCAUCAUCAACCCUAACUGGCUCACUCAUCCAACGGAUCAGGCCAUUGCGGUGACUGGCUACAGGCGAGCACGACAGUUGUUCGAGGCCAUGUCGCCGAUUGUGAUUGGAGCCGAGUUUUUCCCCGGCACCGACAUGCAGAUCCAGUCCGACGCUGAGAUCCUGGAUAUCAUCCGCAACACCUUCUUCACCGUCUAUCACGCCUCAUGCACUUGUGCCAUGGGCCGGCCUGACGAUGCAAUGACAGUCAUCGACUCCCAUGCUAGAGUCAUUGGCGUCAACCGUCUGAGGGUCGUUGAUGCUUCGUCCCUGCCUCUCCUUCCCCCAGGUCAUCCAUUGUCCACCAUCUAUGCCCUGGCAGAGAAGAUUGCCGAUGAGAUCGCCCAUGGGUAUUGA